AUGGCCAUGGUGCAGACGACAUACCCCCAGUGCUUGUCGCUGGUGAAAGCGGACACCGCCGAGGUGGAGUUGCAGCAGGUACUGGAGGACGGUGCCAACACACUCUACUUUAGCCACCACUUCAACUAUACCGAUGUACCGCCUGGUAUCGCUGCGCUGCGCGAGCAACUGGAGGUUCUUCAUAUAGAUAACAACUACCGCUUCACAACCAUCUCCCCCCGCCUGACGGCGUUGACGAACCUGCGCUGGCUGAACGCGAGCUACUGCUCACUCCGCAGCGUGGACUCCUCGAUCAGCCGCCUGUCAAAGCUGGAGCGGCUGACGCUGAACAACAAUAUGCUGACCUGGCUGCCGCUCGAUUUCUGGCAGCUAAAGGCGCUGGAGGAGCUGCACAUGGACAACAACCAUCUCCAUGUGCUGCCCGGGUGCCUCCUCUUCCUUCCUCGCCUUCGUGUUUUAACACUGGAGAACAACCCUCUCUACACGCAUGAGGGGGUUGAUGGGGCGGCUGCAGCAACGUACAUUCCGGCGCAGCGCAGCGUGGACUGCAGCGCAUGCUGCAUCCUGUCCCGCAACUACAAGGUCUUUGUCACCUUCCACAGGAUCGCGGGCUAUCGCGACGUCCCGUUUGUGCACUUUGUGUGCUCCGACGAGUGUGCCGUGCACAUGCGCACGCGCCUGGAGGCGUAUGACCGAGCCCACCUCAACCAGCAGUGA
Molecule: messenger RNA, 717 nt
Organism: Leishmania mexicana MHOM/GT/2001/U1103
Lineage: Eukaryota; Euglenozoa; Kinetoplastea; Trypanosomatida; Trypanosomatidae
Product: putative leucine-rich repeat protein
Exons: 1
Coding region: 1-717 (238 amino acids)
Molecular function (GO): protein binding
Source: RefSeq, a predicted model, not a curated record